AAAUUCGCUCCCCUACGGCUUCGCGUUCCUCCAGAGGCCGGUCUCUGUUUUAAAUCCCCUCUUCUUUUUCGCCUCAGAGCUCUCUCGCAUCGAUCCCUUGCUAGGUUCUGACUUCUUCUGGUGCUCUCUCUUUCUCAUCUUAUUCUCUCUUCUCUCUGGGCUUCAGAGGUUGUUGGGGUCUUCGGGUUCUUCGCCGCCGCCUUCGAGCAGAGCCUUUUCCGAUUGAACAGAGGUGUGGAUGUUUUAAUGGAGUCCAAAGGUGGCAAGAAGAAGUCUAGCAGUAGUAGUAGUUCAUUACAAUACGAAGUUCCCCUUGGCUACAGCAUUGAAGACGUUCGACCACACGGUGGAAUCAAGAAGUUCCAAUCUGCUGCAUACUCCAACUGCGUGAGAAAGCCAUCUUGAUAUCCCUACUGAUGACCUCUUUCAUAGAGUAGGAUUUCCCAAAUUUUUAGUUUGAUUUCUGCUUUAAACCAACUUCUCUGGCUAGCUGCUUUUCUGAUAAGCAAACCUCACUCUCAAUCUCCCUUCUCAUCGCACUCUCUUCUCCUUCAUCGACCACUCAUAUUCUCAUACUUCAUUCUGAUUCGAUGGCACAUUUGUUGGUUGAUUCACCAAACCCUUCUUUGGUCUCACCAAUUGGGUUUGAGGGAUAUGAGAAACGCCUUGAGAUCACUUUCUCUGAGGCGCCUGUCUUUGCAGAUCCCCAAGGCCGAGGCCUACGUGCCCUCUCACGGGCCCAGAUUGACUCAAUUCUAGAACUGGCACAAUGCACUAUCGUGUCUCAGCUCUCAAACAAGGACUUUGAUUCUUAUGUCCUCUCGGAAUCGAGUCUCUUUGUGUACCCGUAUAAGAUAAUCCUGAAGACCUGUGGGACUACGAAGCUCCUUCUGUCCAUUCCCAGAAUCCUGGAGCUUGCCAAGGAGCUUUUGCUUUCUUCUCUGUCUGCAAAGUACUCUCGUGGAACCUUCAUCUUCCCUGGUGCCCAGCCAUCUCCCCACCGCAGCUUCUCGGAGGAGGUUUCCAUCCUUAAUCAGUUCUUUGGUGGCCUCAAGUCCGGUGGUAAUGCUUAUGUGAUAGGUGAUCCAACAGCGCCCAACCGUAACUGGCACAUAUAUUAUGCCACUCAGAAGCCUGAGCCACCUAUGGUUACUCUUGAGAUGUGCAUGACUGGACUGAGCCCUAAGCGGGCAUCAAUCUUCUUCAAGAAUUCAGCGGUUGGACAUUCUUCUUCCUUUAAGGACAUGACAAUGCUCUCUGGGAUUUCUGAUAUCAUCCCCGAGAUGGAGAUAUGCGACUUUGAAUUCGAUCCAUGUGGGUACUCGAUGAAUGGGAUCUGUGACGCUGCUCUCUCCACAAUCCAUGUGACCCCCGAGGAAGGUUUCAGCUAUGCUAGUUAUGAAGCCACAGGGUUCAACCCUGGCUCAUUGGUAUGCAGGGACUUGAUCGAGAGGGUUCUCAGGUGCUUUGGCCCCUUGGAGUUCUCUGUCGCAGUUACUAUCUUUGGUGGGCGUCGGCUAGCAGGCACGUGGGCGAAGAAGGCGGAAAUAGAUGGCUAUGCCUGUAAUGAUCUGGUCGAGCAGGAGCUGCCGGGUGAUGGUCUGUUGAUGUAUCAGAACUUUGCUGCUUCUGCUGUUACUGCUGUGUCGCCAAGAUCCAUCCUGCAUUGCUGGGAAGGAGAUGUUAUGGAGAAAGCUGGCAAUGAUGAAAAGGCAGGAUACAGCUGGGAAGGUGAGGAGGUGGUGGAGGAGAAAGAUGGAAAAGAUAAGAAGAUGUUCUGAGAGGAUGGUUAUGGUAGUGAAAGCAAGUCUAUUCGUAUUUGCUUAUCUUUUGGCUUAAUUAGCGAAGCAGCCAGCCAGUCUAUUAGUAUUUGCUUAUUAUAUAUGGUAUUCGAGUCUGUUCGUGGUAUCUUACUUUCAUUUGUUGGGGUCUGAAUAAGAGCUCUGGGUGGCUUGCUGUGUCUGCCACAAUGAGCAGUUUGUUUGGAAUUUAAAGUCUUUGGUUUAGUGUUGUUUGAUGUUGUACCAUUUGAACCUUGAUAAAUUUAUAGUGCUCGAAUAAAUCUUUGUGAGGUUGGUUAUCUCUGGAUUUC
Phoenix dactylifera (date palm) is the source of this 2092-nucleotide messenger RNA. Its product is annotated as S-adenosylmethionine decarboxylase proenzyme-like. The record is from RefSeq and is a predicted model, not a curated record. Gene Ontology annotation, cellular component: cytosol. Lineage: Eukaryota; Viridiplantae; Streptophyta; Magnoliopsida; Arecales; Arecaceae. Gene Ontology annotation, molecular function: adenosylmethionine decarboxylase activity. Gene Ontology annotation, biological process: spermidine biosynthetic process; spermine biosynthetic process.